Messenger RNA from Haliotis rubra (blacklip abalone), 1238 nucleotides. RefSeq names its product F-box/LRR-repeat protein 15-like. Gene Ontology annotation, cellular component: SCF ubiquitin ligase complex. The record is from RefSeq and is a predicted model, not a curated record. Gene Ontology annotation, biological process: SCF-dependent proteasomal ubiquitin-dependent protein catabolic process. Lineage: Eukaryota; Metazoa; Mollusca; Gastropoda; Lepetellida; Haliotidae.
CUGAACCACGUCAUCGUAACGCGCUGUAAGGAGUUUGUUGUCUGACAGGCGCUUGAGACGGAAAAUUAAGAAUGAGUUAACCGGUUAGAAGGCUACCAGUCAGUUAACUGACGGCCAGUUCAGAAUGGCAGCAGCUGGUGGAGGUGUGACGAUCCUCAGUCUACCCUGGGAGCAUGUCAUCUGUCGACACCUCUUCCCCUACCUGUCUGUCAAGGAAGUCUUUCAACUCCGUGUCAUCUCCACUCAGUUCCGCGAUCUUGUAGACACCUUCUUCAGAACGACCUUCACCCUUGACCUAAGUCGAGUGGCUGCACGAGUCACAGCCGAAGCCUUCGUUCUCAUGUCACACAACAAUCUAUGUUUGAAGAAACUCACGCUACGCAACUCCAAAGAUUGGCUAUCAGAUGCCAUCCUGAAAUCUGUGCUACUUAAUAAUCCCAACUUACUGAAGGUAGAUUUAACGAACUGUUCCAACUUGACGAACCUAUGUGUGAAUGUGUUAGCUGUGAACUGUCACGAGCUGCAGGUGCUUGUGCUGACGGACUGCCACUGGGUGAGCAAGGAGGCUCUGACAGGGUUGCUGGUCAACUGUCGGGAGCUAGAACACGUGGAUCUGACUGGAUGCUGGAACUUGGAUGAUGAGGUCAUCAGUCAACUCAUUGUGUAUGGUAAAAAGAUCCGCUACCUGUCUGUGUCGAAGAUCUAUGGUUUGACAGACACAGCUAUAUCUGUGAUAUCCCAUAACAGCCCACGCCUGCAGCAUCUGAACAUCCAUGGCUGUUGGCGGGUCACCAACGACUCCAUCAGGUUGCUGGGUGAGUUCUGUAUGGGGCUGAAGGCUAUAGAGAUCAAAGACUGUCGAGGAGUGAAUGAGAUCAGCCUGGCACGACUCCGAGCACGCGGUAUCAAGAUGGAUGUGCCCCCACCUCCACAGGCACAGACUCUCAGCUAUCUACAUCGAAAUAUCCACAACCUUAAUGUACAGAUUUGAAGUCCUCUGUGUCUUGGAGACACUGUUGUCUGUGUAUCUCCAUAGCAUAACACUGGAACUUAUUCAAUAUUGACAUUGAUGGACAUUCCAAGUGUUAAUAUCUUCCACCAAAGUACACACAUCUUCCAUCAUGUAAAUCACAUAUCACUAAUACAUGCAGUAUGUUAUAUAUACUUCCAAUCAAAGGUUUAGACUCACUAGUGUAAAUAUAGACACUUACGUCAGGGAAAUGUUCUAAACUAAAUUU